Molecule: messenger RNA, 675 nt
Organism: Penaeus monodon (black tiger shrimp)
Lineage: Eukaryota; Metazoa; Arthropoda; Malacostraca; Decapoda; Penaeidae
Product: carbohydrate sulfotransferase 11-like
Exons: 6
Coding region: 1-675 (224 amino acids)
Biological process (GO): carbohydrate biosynthetic process
Cellular component (GO): membrane
Molecular function (GO): sulfotransferase activity
Source: RefSeq, a predicted model, not a curated record
AUGUAUGACAGCAGACGCCGAAGCCUCCUCAGGAAACCUUGGCAACAGGUUAUAGACUACAGUAAAUCUGUGUCCAGAUGGAUUACCGUUAGACAUCCUUUAACCCGAUUAGUGUCGUGUUACCAAGACAAAUUUCGAAAUGGAUCGAAUUUUCCUGAAAGGAAGAGAAAUGUCUUGGGGGAGUUCUUGUUUCCAGCACUUCUAAGCAACGGUUUGGUUUUCAAGUCUCAGAACUCCUAUGUCUGGAAAAACUUUCUAGGCAAGAGGAGGAGGUUAGUCGAGAUGCUAAACGCCAAGGACAAGCGUGCCCGUUCGAGUGUGACUUUUACAGAAUUUUUAAACCAUGUUGCUCACACAUUCGAAGAAGGCCGCGUCAACAGGCACUGGAAAACGUACGGCCUGUUAUGCUCGCCUUGCUUCUUUGACUACGAGUACAUAGCCAAGACAGAAACGCAAGACCAGGACUUGGAAUAUUUGUUCAACAGAUUUGGCUUCCCUUCAGAUCCACAUCAGGCCGUAAAAGUCAAAGAAGACGUUCGAAGAAAAACUGAAAAUGACUUAAGAUACUACGAGGCUGUUCCGAUGGAGCUGAAGAAGAAAAUCUACAACAUCUACAAGAUAGACAUGGAGAUGUUUGGAUAUGACCUUCCUCAAGACUUCUGGAAGGCGCCUUGA